Molecule: messenger RNA, 252 nt
Organism: Paramecium sonneborni
Lineage: Eukaryota; Ciliophora; Oligohymenophorea; Peniculida; Parameciidae
Source: the annotation of a GenBank genome assembly
AUGUUUCAAUUAUUGGCAAUCAAUAAUGAUUCUGAUUUAACCACUUCAUACUAAUUUUACACUGAUUUUAAUAACAUUUUAGGUUCAAAUAAAUUAGUGGUUUUAUCUAAGGAUAAAGCUUUGUCUCCCUUACAUUUAAACAUACAAUUAAUUACUAUGAAAGAGAUCAUUAUGUUGCAAGUUAUUAAGUUAAGUUUGUUGAUUUAAUUGAUAGAUGUUAGGACCUAUACAAUUACAUCAAUAUAAUAUUGA